UUAUUUCGAAGUCAGUAGUCGUCGGAUUCGUAUCGUGUCGGUUAUUCGCUUUUGUGCAUUCUUCUGUGCAUGUUCAAAAUAAUCGGAUUGCAGUGAAAUAUUCGGUAGUGAUAAGCAGGCUCAUCCACAGGGGACGGCAAGGAUGGCCGGUUCUGAAAUUAAGAGUUUCAUUCUCAUCGGUCUGCUAUUAGCGACAGCUAUCAAUGCAGAUAGUAGCUGUAAAAAGGGGUGUGUAAAACCCGACAGUGGAUUAUUGAAAUAUACCCCGGGUCAUUUUUACGAGUAUGCAUUUGACAGCAUAUUAACGGUGGGCUUAAGUACGGGUAUCAUAAGCGAAGCUGAUGAUACAAGUCUUAAAGUAAUCGGUAAUGCGAAAGUGUUUGCUAAUGGCAACUGCGAUUAUACCCUACAAGUCGGUGCUAUAAAGGUAAUUAACACGAAGCAGUCUUUGGAGAAGAAACUCGUGACAAAUAUUCAAAAACCAGUACACUUCUCAUGGGCCAGCGGUCAAGUGCAACCAGAAAUUUGUAGCGAUGCCACCGACUCUGAGUACGCGUUAAAUAUUAAACGUGCCAUUAUUUCACUAUUGCAAGCAGGAAAAACAUCGGAAUCAAAAUCGGAAGUCGAUGUAUUUGGACUAUGUCCAACCUAUACAUCUACUUCGGCGACUGCAAGUGGCGGAGAAACAAUAACAAAAGUUCGUGAUCUUAACCAAUGUGCCUAUCGAGAGCAGAUAAAUUCUGGCUUGUUAUCGGGCGUAGUGAAUGAGCAAGCUGGCAUUAAAUCAAGUUCACUACUGCAAGCGGAUUAUAGCAAAGAGUUGAAACUGCAGAAUGGUGUAAUCGAGCAUGUGCAACUCGUGGAAGUUUACAAGUUUGCGGGCAGCGUCAAGGGCAGCUCGGAUGUGAGUGCCAAGGUUGUUAGCAGCCUUAAAUUGCGAAAUGGAUCUGGCGGAACGCCAGGAUCAACGCCAACUCCAACUAGUGGACAACGCGAGGCUAGCAUUAUAUUUCAGAAGUACGGAACUUAUGCAGCCAAGAAUAUUGCUGCUCUCAAGAUAGCACUCUCUGAUCUUAUUGAUUCGACUAACGAUUAUGUAAAAAAAGACACAGCUAAAAAAUUUAUUGAAAUCAUUCGAUUACUGCGCAACUCGGAUACAGACACCAUAUUAGAAUUGGCUGCUGUCCCACAUCCUAAUAAGGUGUUAGCACGUAAAGUCUAUCUGGAUGCUCUUUUCCGCACAAAUACUGCCGAGUCGGCGAGAGCUAUUUUGAAGCAGCUAACCAAGUUGAGUGAAAACGAGAAAUUGUUGGGAAUAUUAUCACUAAACCUGGUGGAGUCUGUGGACAAGGAAACCCUUAAUCUAGCUGCUGUUCAACUAUUGUCUAAUGCACCCAAGGAGCUUUAUUUGGUUGUUGGCAAUUUGAUCUCCAAGUUUUGCUUGAAAAAUAGGUGCGAAACAUCCGUUGUUGAAAGCAUUUCAAAGAAGUUUGUUGACGGUCUGAAGCACUGUAAAGCCAACACCAAAAAAGAUGAAGAGCGCAUAGUAUAUGUACUUAAGGGCAUCGGAAAUAGCCAUAUCCUGGUCAACACUCUGGUGCCUGCUUUGACAGAAUGUAUUUCUUCUGGACGCUCCAAUCGCAUUAGAGUGGCAGCACUACAAGCCUUUUCCACUUCGAAUUGUAAUGAAGCAUUAAACUCUAAAGCACUAGAGAUCUUGAAGAAUCCAAAUGAGGAUUCAGAGCUCCGAAUCGAGGCAUAUGUGACAGCUGUUAAUUGCCCAACUGCUGAACUGGCCAAUCAAAUUUCAGAGAUUGUAAACUCAGAGAAGGUAUAUCAAGUAGGUAGUUUUAUUUCAUCAAGUCUGAAGGUAAUUCGAGAUUCCACGGAUGCGAAUCGCGAGCUUCAGCGUUAUCACUUAGGAAACAUACGUGUAACGAAACAGUUCCCACAAGACUACAGGCGCUACAGUUUCAACCGUGGCUGUUCCCAUAGACUUGAUGCCUUAGGACUUAGUGCCACCACUGAUUACAAGCUCAUCUAUUCACAGCACGGUUUCCUGCCAAGAUCAGCGAGAUUCAAUGUGUCUGCAGAAAUCUUUGGCACAAAUUUCAAUGUGAUUGAGGGAAACUUGCGGCAGGAGAACCUCGAGAAGCUCUUGGAGUAUUAUGUGGGUCCAAAGGGGUUGCUAAAUAAAGAUUUCGAUGAGAUUGUCAAGCUUAUUGAAGUCGGUAAUGCUGAAGCAGCUGGUGGGGCCGCUGAACGUUCGAAGCGCUCGAUUGCUGAUGAUGCUACCAAAAUCGCCAAGAAAUACAAAACAUAUGGCAGUAAGAAUAUCCAUGACCUGAAUUUGGAUCUGUCAUUGAAGCUAUUUGGCUCUGAGCUCGCUUUCUUGAGCCUGGGUGAUAAUGUACCAAGUACAUUAGAUGACAUUAUUAAAUAUUUCUCGGAUGCAUUUGACAAAACCAAAAAGGAAUUGUCGUCAUUUGAAAAGCAGUUCACCUCACACCAUCUGUUCCUCGAUGCGGAAUUGAGUUACCCCACGGGAUUGGGUAUACCAUUAGAACUCGGAGCCCAAGGAUUUGCGGCAAAUAAAAUCGACUUUGCAAUCAAUGUUGAUGUGAAUGAUAUUCUCGAGCAAAAUUGGCAGCGAUCCAAAUAUCGUUUCAAAUUCGUGCCCAGUGUUGAUGUUAAUGUGAAUAUCCUGCUGGGCUUCAAUGCACAGGUGCUAUCAACAGGACUUCGUGUCGUAUCCACGGCACAUUCAGCCACUGGCAGUGAUGUAUCAGUAUCUCUUAUAAAUAAUGGAGAAGGAUUCAAUGUGAAUGUUGACUUACCUCGCGAAAAACUUGAACUUGUCAAUGUACAGUUAAAUACCGAAUUUUUCAUAGCUGAGAAUGACAAACAAUUGAAAUCGGUACCAUUGAAGAACUCAGACAAAAAGCAAAAAUCUAAACCAAUUAACGAAGAUUAUUGCUUUAAUCAACUUGACAUUGUUGGGGUAAAUCUCUGUAUAUCUAGUUCGGCGAGUCUUAAAGAUUUCACUGUUGAAAAUAGCCAAAGUGAGGGACACGUCGACGAAUUUCAUCUUUCGAAACCCUUUUCGUUCGCUGUUUACUCAACAAGUGAACGUAAAUUUAAUUUCAAAGGAACACAGUCAACACUCCCAACAGGUAGCCACCAAUGGAAACUUGAAUAUAGCACUCCCGGGUCGAGGGUAUCUCAUGACACAAGUGUAGCAUUUGAGCUGGGCACAAAGCCAAAGACCUACGGCCGGAUAGCCCUUGAUAAUCCCCAAAUUCACCUCGCCGUUGAGGCUGGCAUCACAAAUGAUAAUACAGAGUUGGUAGUUUACGGUCAAUACGAACAGAACAAGGAUGUAAAGAGGAGUAAAAUAGGUUUUUCGAAGCAUGGUAAUGAAUACAAACCACUAAUUGAGAUUCACGACAAAAAUGGCAUUGUCAACAAUAUCAAUGGGUAUCGCGCCGAUGGCAAAAUUAAUGUACAGAAAUCGGGCGACAAGCAGGCACGCUUUAGUUUCCAAAACUUCCAAUUAUUAAGCCCAAGUAAUGAACGUAUUGUAAUAAAUGGUUGGGCUGACCUUUCUCCAAAUGCUUUAAGUACUGAAUUGCAUAUUGCUCCAGGAAAGGAAUCAUAUUUGGUGAAGAGCAAUUUUAAGUUGGAAAAUGGUCAAUAUGAAGCGGCUCUCUUUGUGAAUAAUGAGCAAACACCUAAUAAUGUUUACGGCAGUUCGGUGCAAGCCAAAAUUGGCAAUAAUGCCUAUGACUUACAGCUGAUUGGUCAGGCUUUCACUUGGACUCUGACAAGUACAUCGGCGCUAAAGUUCGUUAAGGGCGAUAACUCAAAUACAUUAACGUCGUCUCAAUUUUUAUCAGAUUUGCGGGUUGACCAUCAGAAUAAGCCAUAUGCCUCUGCUAAAGUCGUCACGAAUUUCGAUGUGAACAAAUUAGAGUUCGAUGCUACAGCAAUUCGUGAUCAGAAUCAUCAGGUAUCUGUGAAUGUUAAAUAUCAGUCGAAUCAAAGGACAACAGGUGACUACGAAUUGUUGGCGAAGGCAAAGCUCAAUAAACACUCGAUCGAAGUUGUCUCCAAGUGCGAUGCAAAUGGCAAUCUAUUAAUUGUGGAUAACAGCAUUAUCACAUCCUGGGGUACAUUGAUAACAGUUAAGGGUGAGCUGGGACAGCGCUACACUGCACAAGACGUCCACAUCGAUUUGCAAGGCAGUGCACAAUUUCGUAGCAAAGAAAAAGCCCUGCAAUGGAUAUUCAAAGCUCUAGGAACUCCCGAGAAAACCAAUGGCGAAUUCCGUGUAAGCCGCGACAAUGCAGAGCUCAUCAAACUGACAACUGAAUCACAGCAUCCACUGGACAAAGUGUCUGCGGCCAAAUUUAAUCUCGUACUUAAGAACCAACUAAAUGCCAAGGGUGAUUUUAAAAUCGCCAAGAAUGGCAAAGGCGAGCUCACCGCAAUCAUAGAAACGCAAAAAGUUGAACCCAAGCAUAAAUUCGAAGUCGACUCAAAAUUCCAAAUAUUGUCACCAAAAUAUGAUAUCGAUACAUCGAUCAAAAUCAACGGCGACACAAAAUUGCAUUUCAAAACUGAAAAUAUAAUCGAUAAAUUAAAAUUCUCAACGAAAAAUAUUUUCGAAUCAGACACCAAAAAGGUAUCUCUCGAAGCCAAUGGCGCAUUGAAGGGUGAUUGGCGAAGCAAUGGUGAUAUUCAAGGUGCAUUCACAUUGGUUACUCCCGAUGGACACGUCUAUGAUGGUAAUCUUAAUCGACAUAUAACUACAAACCCCAAGACUCAUCUCAUUCAAGGCACGGCAAAUGUACAAGUUAAUGAACAACAGCCUGGCAACAAAGAGAAGCGUUCAAUCGUAUUAAAGACUACGCUAGAUACAUUGAAUACAAAGACAAAGGAAUUUUCAUCAAAUGCUCAGCUAAUCUUGACCUCAUUUAAUGGCAAAAAAGCGGAACUUAAUAGCCAUGUUAAGCAUAAUCUUAAAGAAAAAAGUGGCCUUCAAAUUACAGAGGCUGGUCUAUCUGUGCAGGGAAAUUUAGUGGAAAAUCAAUUGCCCGUUGAAUUGUCGAUUAUUGUUGACGACUAUAGCACACAGCAAGGAAAUGGCCGCAUCUCUUUCAAGUUUGGUGAUCGGAUCUUAGCGAAUCUAAAUGGUAAGCUUCACGUAGGACAGCAGCUGAAUGGAGUCCCAGCUUCCUAUGAGCUGCAAGCUGACCUGCAAGCACCACAAACCAAUUUUAGAAGCUUUGAGCUCAACAGCCAUGGAAAACUCUUAAGAACCGUCGAAGGCGGCAGUGGACCCUAUAAUGUGGAAUUCGAUCUGAAUACCAAGACGGCUGAUGGACACUUCACACGUAUUAACACCUUCUGGAAGGGAUUUGCUCAUCAGGGCAGCUAUACUUUUGAUGCACAAGGCAAUUGGCUAGCUGCUCCAUUGAAAUUCGAUGGUAGCUACCGAAACGAAAAAGACGCAGCAGAAAGUAACCGCAAGUGGGAAAAUACCUUAAAUGCCCAAUUUGGUGACAAGUAUAUCAAGCACCACAUCGAUAUAAAUGUUGUAGCAAAUACAAAAACUGCAACAGUACAAUGGCAACUUGAUACUAGUCAUGAGUCGAUCAAGAACUUAGAGGUUAACAUACAGUCGACUAAGGCGGGCGAAGAUACCUAUACAGUGCGUUUGGAAGUUAAGGAUGCAAGCAAGAAGUACGAAUUGGACUCAAAAUGGUUUGGUGCGCCACACAAGAAGGGAUUAGAGCUGCACCUGAAUCUACCCAAAUCUCAGCCCAUCGGGGUAGUGGCCAUUGUCGAAAUUUUGGGUGAGCGUAAGGCAAAGGUCAGUGUCGAUAUACAAAGCCUGGCCGACUUGGACUUCAAACUCAACCUGGAAUCAUCGUACACAACCAUUGAUGAAUUUUAUAUCAUUGGGGACUGGAACUCGAAGAAACUGCAGCUAGACAGCUAUGUGCUGGACAUCAAGGCACAGAACAAGAGCAUCAAAGUUAGCGUAAAGAAUGCCCAAGAUGUUAUCAUAUCGGGCACAGCCACGUAUAACCUAAAGAAGGAUCAAAAUAAGGCUAUUAUCGAAGGACAGGGUCAAUUCCAAAAGCGGGGUAAAACCGUUUCGAGUAGCUUUAAGUUAACCCGUCAAUACUUUGCCCUCAGUACGGAGAAAGAGGUUGGGGCCUCCUAUAGUUUAAAUGGCAAUAUUGGACCAACAAAUGUGGUUGCCACACUAAAGCUAACUAACAAGGAAUUUAAUCUGAAGGUAUCCACAUGCGAAGAGAAGCGUCAAUGCAUGAAUAUUCAGGCACAAUCUACUUUGACCAUUGAUGAGAAACAAUUGGAUACUUCGGAGCAUGGAAUACUCGUCUUGAUGGAUUUGCGAGAGAUUGGUUAUCCAUAUGAGCUGGAGUGGAAGUCGAGGAGCAGACGACAAGGCUUUAAGCAUCAAUACAGUCUAGAUGGUCACAUCUCCGGUAAUAAUCUUAAAUAUCAGUUAAAUAUUAACUUCUUACCCAAUGGCUCCACAAUUCGAUUGACUUUACCAAAGCGACAAAUUCUCUUCGAGAGCACACAGACAUUGCCAACUGAUGGCAAGCUCUUCGGUCAUUACGAGGAGUCGGCUGCAUUUUAUAUUGAUAAACUGCAGCGACCUAAUGAUGUUGCGCGUAUCUCUGCCAUUUUGGAUUUAUCUGGUGAGGAACACGUCGCCAUAAACUCCCGGUUGCAACUCAAAAUCGAGCAUCCCACUAUCAGACCUUUAACUGUCUCGGGCACAUUUGAUGCGGAUCGCAAUAAGCGCUCUGUGAACAGCGAAUUUACUUUUGACAUAUUUAAAUCACCCGAACAGAAAAUAAUUGCUUUUAAUCAAAUUCGAAAUACUCAAGCCCAACAAAGUCCCAUUGGCGGUUUUGAUAUUGCAUCGAAUCACAAAAUUUAUUCAUCGGGUCUCCGAUUUAAUUAUGAGAUCAACGUGCAAUCAGCGCUAAACGUCGACAAAAAGGAGUUCAGGACAUCCACCGAACUGAAAAGCAACAACUUGGAUCUAAAUGUUGGAGCUAACAUCUUGGCAAAUAAAGAUCACGUCGACGUAACAGUCAAUGCUCUCAACAAGCAGAUUAUUGCAGUGAGUGCCGAUAUCGAUUGGAAGAAAUAUUCAACGAAAAUCAAUUCAAAACUGCAAGCCUUAGCUGGACAGAACCCUAUUGAAAUUAUUUCCGAACUGCAACCGAACUGGGUCAAGAUCUCAUUGAAUAAGCAAAGUCUAAUUAAUGCGAAUGCUGAAAUUAAACUGGGCAAGGAAUUCAAAUUUGAUGUCACAGGUGCAAGUGGAAAAUCAGUGUCAAACGGGCGUGUUUCUCUCGAUGCAGCCAAUUUCCUACAAACUGAGUACAAAGUCAAUGAAGAUGAUUUCAAAGUAUUCGUGAAUACUCUCAAAAAUGGAUUGAAAAAGGAAUCCGAAGAGGUAACAGAAAAGCUGAAGAAACAAUUCGAUAACGCUCGUAGCGAUUUUGGAGAAAAGCUCAAACUCAUCAAACAAAGUAGACCAGAUUUUGAUAAAUUAUUGAACGGCUACGAAAAUCAAGCAGAAACCAUAAUUCGUGAAUUAGAAGUUGAUCCAACACUGGCAUCUAUUAUUGAUAGCACCCGAAAGCUUAUUGAAAAGAUAAACGCAUUCAUUAAUGAAAUUUCAAAAGCAUUUGCAAAGCAUUUUGAAGAGUUGCACAAGACUCUUGAAGAAGUCCUUAAAAAUUGGAACGAAUUAUGGAAGAAUUCAAUAUUGAAAGCAUGGGAACAAUUCGUUGUGUCAGUGACCAAAAUUCAAGAGAAUCUUCGCGAGGAAUUCCUUAAUGUAUACACAAAAGUUUUCAAAACCGUCGUUGCGGGUCUGGAAAAAUAUGGACCAGUGCUAAAGAAUUACGCAAAGGCACUCCAUGAAUCACUAAAACCAGUGAGUGAAGCAGUGCAAGAAUUAAUCAAGACAAUUAUCAAUAGCGCCGAUUAUAUCAUUGUUGAGCUUAAAGAAUAUUUAAGUAAAUUGCCAACAUUCGAAGCUAUACGAACAGAAAUAAUUGAACAAAUUAAGCAUUUCAAAUUGAUUGAAAAGACAUUGGAAGUGCUGAACAAUAUCUUUGAUCAAUUGCACAUUUUACCACAGACACCAGAUACAGAAGAAUUCUUACAAAAAUUGCAGACAUAUCUAGAAGCGAAAUUAAAACAACAGCCUAUCAAUGAUGAAAAGGUGCUUAACGAAUUGUCCCAGCUGUUGAUAAAAUCGCUGCGUUCCAUUUGGUUGGCUCUCGAGAACUCUAAGCCAGGUGGUGGUAUACCUGUCGCAGAUUUGGAGAGUUGGACUGCUAUUACGCUGCCAACGUGGUUGGACAAAUUGAUAAACUUGCCUGCCUUGUUGUCAUUCCGCUCGAGCGUGAUUAAUGCCCUACUUAAUGAGAAAUGGGAGAACACUGUGAGCAAAAAUUUGUAUGCAACUUGGCUAUAUUCGGUUAUCUUCCAGAAGUUUGAUCUGCAUGGUCAGAUUGUAGAUGGACAACAUGUGUUUACUUUCGAUGGUCAGAGCUAUGCCUACCCCGGUAAUUGUCGAUAUGUACUCGUUCAGGACAGUGUCGAUAGCAAUUUCACGGUCAUCGUUCAACUGAGCAGCGAAAGCAAACUGAAGGCCAUCACAUUGACUGACAGAGACGGCAACUUUGUUGAAGUUAGCGAUACAGUUGCACUUAAACUGAAUGGCAAACCAGUUGAGUAUCCACAACAUAUUCCUGGCAUUCAUGCCUGGCGUAGAUUCUACGGUGUUUAUCUCCAUUCCGAGUACGGCGUAACGAUCACCUGUACCACUGAUUUGAGGGUUUGCCAAGUCACCGUUGACGGAUUCUAUACCAGCAAAACACGAGGAUUGCUUGGGAACGGCAAUGCUGAACCAUAUGACGAUUUUCUGCUAAUUGAUGGUACCAUCGCAAUCGAUUCAGCUACUUUCGGUAAUGAUUAUGGCGUUGGCAAAUGUAAUCCAGUAUCUUCUAAAGGCGAACAACAAGUGGUGCGCAAUGAAAUAUGUAGUGAAAUAUUUGGAAUUGAAUCAACAUUGGCCCUUAAUUACUUACAAUUGGAUCCUCGACCCUAUCGUAAGGAGUGCGACAUAGCUGUUCAAGACGCUGCCGAGAAGGACAAGGAAUCGGUAGCUUGUAACUUUGCCUUGGCUUACGGAUCGGCUCUAAAAGAAUUGAAACAAUUGUCUCUGCUACCACCGCGUUGUUUGAAGUGCACCGGAGCUGUGGGGCAGCGUGAGUUGGGCGAAGAGUUCACUGUAAAAACGCCGACAAACAAAGCCGAUUUGGUUUUCGUUGUUGAUGUCAAUGUAACGCCAAAGGUUUUGUCUCAACUUGUUGCACCCGCCAUUACGGAGAUUCGCGAUGCAUUAAAGAGUCGGGGAUUCACUGAUGUACAAGUCGGUGUCAUUGCCUUUGAUGAAUCGAAGCGUUAUCCAGCGCUGCUCACCAGCGAUAAUGGGAAGAUCAAUUACAAGGCCAAUGUAGCGAAUGUUCAGGUAAAUGGGCCUAAAAACUUCUGCGAUAAUUGUGUCGAGCAAAUCAUCACCGAUAAAAGAGUACUAGACAUAUACAAAUUGCUUGAACGAUUUGUCAAAACAAUUGUGCCGCAGUCCGAUGAGAAUGCUUUUAGUUUGGCCUUGGACUAUCCGUUCCGUGCGGGAGCGGCAAAGAGCAUUAUUGGAGUUCGCAGUGAUUCCUUGGAGUACAGCAAUUGGUGGAAACUUGUUCGAGCUCACAUAACUGGAAGUUUAACCAAGUUUGACGGCGCUCAGCUUCAUUUGAUAGCUCCAAUCAAGGGGCUUGCUUUGGAAGGUGUUCCUGCUGAUAAACUAGUUGGUUUUAAUGCACGCUUAGUUGCAACUUUGGAUGGAAAGGAUAACAAGAAACGCUCAAAAUUACAGUUUGAGAAUGAUAUGGGUAUCGAUUUUGUACUAAACAAUGGAGGCUGGGCAUUUACCACACAGAACUUUGAUAGACUAAAGAGUCCUGAUCAAAAGAAGGUUCUUAAUCAAGUCACAUCAUCCAUUGCGGACACGCUGUUCAAGACUGAAACCAUCAGUGAUUGUCGAUGUGUGCCCGUCGAAGGAUUGUUUGCUCAACACAAGUGCGCUAUCAAAUCGACCAGCUUUUUGCCAAAUAAGAAAUCAAAGAGUGCGUGAAAUUAUUGAUCGUUUCAUAUAAAACAGUAAUUUGAAUUUAAAAGUAAACAAAUAAAGCAAGUAAUACAAAAA
Messenger RNA from Drosophila albomicans, 10333 nucleotides. RefSeq names its product apolipophorins (gene apolpp). Lineage: Eukaryota; Metazoa; Arthropoda; Insecta; Diptera; Drosophilidae. Gene Ontology annotation, molecular function: lipid carrier activity. The record is from RefSeq and is a predicted model, not a curated record. Gene Ontology annotation, biological process: lipid transport. The transcript is spliced from 8 exons. The coding region runs from base 143 to 10261 and encodes 3372 amino acids.